AUGUGUGUAACAAGUGACACCAAUUGUCAGUUUAAAGAAUAUGAAAUGAAAAAGCUGAAGUGGUUGAAAAACCAGCUCUCUAAAGCGGUCAGUAUUUUCCAUGGAGAGAAAGAAACACUGAACAACCAUGAAGUUGCUAGCGGAACUGAGCUCAUAGGCAUUAUCAACAACAUCCAGGAAGUGAAUGGUGAAAUCGAUAUGACCAGCUCAACAUUAAAUGCAAAUACUCUAUGGGAACAUCAAGAAAAGGUUGUUAACUUUUGUGAUGCUGCGAUUGCAUUCAUUAACAGUCUCAAGUUGCCACCACUCUGUGACCACAUUUUGAAAGCAACAGAUGCUGGUCGUGGGGUUGGUGUCACUAACAUCGAGGUUAACUAGAGAGACAUUGACAUGUCAAGGAGUUUAUUAUUAAAAUAGCUGGACUCACAUGA
Messenger RNA from Porites evermanni, 431 nucleotides. NCBI's taxonomy places the organism in Eukaryota, Metazoa, Cnidaria, Anthozoa, Scleractinia, Poritidae. The record is from the annotation of a GenBank genome assembly.